Messenger RNA from Vavraia culicis subsp. floridensis, 2639 nucleotides. RefSeq lists its product as uncharacterized. Gene Ontology annotation, cellular component: small-subunit processome; Pwp2p-containing subcomplex of 90S preribosome. NCBI's taxonomy places the organism in Eukaryota, Fungi, Microsporidia, Pleistophoridae. The transcript has a single exon. Gene Ontology annotation, biological process: ribosomal small subunit assembly; maturation of SSU-rRNA from tricistronic rRNA transcript (SSU-rRNA, 5.8S rRNA, LSU-rRNA). The coding region runs from base 1 to 2451 and encodes 816 amino acids. The record is from RefSeq and is a predicted model, not a curated record. Gene Ontology annotation, molecular function: protein binding.
AUGGCUUUCAUCCUCACAAACAUAAUACCUGCGCUUUCUACAUCAAAAGGGAUAGUACAGCACCGCAACACACUUUACUUCUCAUCAUCAAACACAAUAUAUGCACUGAAUAAUCAUAGUACCACGUUUAUCGUUGAUCUUCACGGUGAGAUAAUAGAUUUGCAGAGCAACGGCGCGUUCAUUUUUGCACAGACCAGCGAAAAACUUUAUAUGUUGAAUCAAUCCAAGAUAUUGGCAACGAUGAAGAUGAAGGGUGCAUUCACAGUUACUGAUACGUGCUUGGUUGUGGGUGACAAGGAGCUUUUCAUGUAUGAAUUGCCUGUUAGGUACAAUUUGAUCAUGUUUAAGCGAAUUGGGGAUGUGCGAGCGCACAGCGAGAAUGUACUGAAGGUUAAAGUACUUGAGGAUGGGAUUGUUUUGAGUGUUGGAAAAGAUUCUACCGUAAGGAUGAGCAGUUUUAGGGACGGAAGGAGCAAAGUGCUGUGUUACCACCGCGAGAUGCCGGUUGAUGUAUUUUUCUAUGAGGACCUGCCUGAAGAAACUAGCGAAGAGAACGCGGGGGAGCGUGCGAAUCAAAAAGAGGAUUGCAGCAUGUAUGAUGGAACGAAAGGGAGAGAAGGCAAGAAUGAAGAUGCCGGUAAAUGUAUUCAUGUAAUUGGUUCUGGUGAAGGAAACGGCAAGGAUACACGUGGUGAAAAUUGCACUGGCAACACUGCAGUUGAUAAUGAGAGACCAUCUGAUAUUCUUGAAACGCUUUCUAAGGAGUAUUUUAUUGUUACAGUCUCGCAGCGUGGAACGAUAAACACAUUCAGCACAAAACGAAGAAAAAUAGUGAAAAGGAAGUUCUUAGAUAGGAAUAUACUGUGUGCAUGCCGUAUGAAUGAUCGGCUGUUUCUAUUGAGUGAUGAAAAUGUAGUAUUGGUUGUUAAGGAUGAUGAUGUUUGUGAGUAUGGCGUGGAUAUCUGUGCGUACGAAAUGCGUGUUUUGGACCAAAAAAUCGUGCUAAGGGGCACAAAUGGCAUCGCUGUUUACGAAUAUUUGUGCGUUAAUACCGGAGACAGACAAUUUUUCAAAAAACGCGGAGCACGGGAUGCCAAUCUUCUAGCCUCUAACCCUACAAACACCGAAGAUGAAAAACAGAGAGAGUCGCUUUGCUGUUUGUAUUCUAUUCCAUUGUGCAAAAUCGUAGAUUUUUGUGAAAACAACGAUGUGAUGCUGAGCUGUGCAGAUAAUACGGUGCGCAGAGCUAACCUAACCAAUAAUACGUGCUACUUUGGGCGUAGCACCACAGAUGUUUUCAAUGUUGACGAGCCGAUCUUCAAAAUAUUCUACAGGUGUAACGUUCUGAUUUGCAUCACAGAGACGUGUCUCGUAAAAGCGUAUGAUGUGAAGAAUGGCACGCUGUUCAGGGAAAUUAACCUUGGUUUCAAGGUGAGCUGUGCAGAUGUAAACGAGGAUAACUCUGUGCUGUUUGUUUGUAACUACGACAGCUACGAGAUAAACGUUGUGGACAUAAGACGAUCAAAAAUAGUUGAUACGCUGAAAAUGAGUGCUAUGAUAAGAAAAAUGUGUUACUUCAACAACAGCGUAUACUUCUUGAGCAUGGACAACCAGCUCAUUCGUUAUUUCUUCAUGAAUGGACGGAUGGAAAACUUCGAAAUCAAGAAAACAAUUUACGAUUUCGAACUAAGCAAUAAUAAUGUGAUAGUGUGCCUGGAGAAGGAGAUUUUGGUGGUUGAUGGCAGCUUUGGUAUUGUAAAAUCGUUCAAUUUGAAGUUUGUGAGCCGAAGCAGAAAUGAAAUGUUCAUCAGCAACAAACCGUGUACAAGCUGCUCGCUCACAUACGAUGGUACCACUCUUGUGUGUGGUGCACAGGCAAACGAGAUUAAAAUAGUUGAUUUGAAAACGGGAUGUGUCAUCCAGACACUCAAGUUGUCGCGUAACAAAGAAAAAGAAAAUUACAAGAAGAGACUUGGUGUAGAAAGGAAGGACGAAUUCAAACACACAGAUGUAAUCGAGGCGAUGAAGAUUAAGUACGUGCCGAAUGGAUUUCUGGUGUUGACACGUGAGAGUGUGUUUCUCUUCAAGGUAAGAAAUCUGGAGAUAGAGAAAGGCGCAUUCUUAACAAAAAUGGAUGAGAACGAGAUAAAGGAAUCGUUGCAAGAGCGCAAAUAUGUUCGUGCUCUGCUGGGCAGCAUCAACUCAAGAAGCAAGGCCAUGAUUAAGGAAUGCAUACGUGAAACAUGCGCAGGUCGGAUUGAUGAGAUCAUCAAGAAUGUGAGGGAGGAGGAUGUGGCGUAUUUGAAGAGCGUUAUCAAUGAAAUAAUGUUAGAAGAGCAGAUAUCGUAUCAAUGUAUGGUUUGGUUAAGGUCAUUAAUUUAUAAUUUUACAGGUAAUCUGGUGGAAAGUGAUUUAGAAAUUAUUAAAAUGCUACGAGCUGCUUUGAAAUGAGAAAUACAUACCAAAUAUGGGGAUAGUUAUCAUACAAAGCGGUUCAUCUGGCAUACAGGAGAUCACACUUUUCCAUAAAUAAACGACAUUUGAUCUACUCAUCGAUUUCCCAUUGAACAUGCCCGGUUUUAGUUUAACUGCUUAUAUUUCCGCCAAAUAGGUAAAUUUAUCGUUUAACUGGUUCUAGG